CCGGCAUUGGUGCACAUGGUCGACUCCGUAAAGUGAGGAAAGAAAAAAGGUUUCGCUUGAACAGAGAUGGAUCAAAUACCUGCCGCCAUGGAUAGACACUUGGACGUGGUUCAGUGUCACAGGGAUGGCGGUCUGUUACUGGGAGCAUCCAGUCUGACUGGGCGGUACUGGCUGGGGUCUCUGUGGUUCUACCAGAACCCAGCGCUAGCCCCUGAUGUGGAAAGGUGCACCGCUGGGGUCCAGCUGGAGGCGGGGCUUAGAGACGCCAAGUGGGCAGCUGCAGAUAAAGUUCUCGUAGGACUAGACACAGGUGGUGUAGCAAUAUGGCAGCUAACAGACGACUUCCGCACGUUUGUAUUGUCGUGUUCGGCAAUCGAACAUGAUGACAUUGUGAGCUGUGUCACAGUGACUGCUGAUGGCACGAAGGCUAUAUCCAGCGGAUAUGAUGGAAUGAUCAAGCUCUGGGAUUUGAGUAAACUGUCCUCCCUCAAUUCGUGUAGAGUUCACUAUGACAUUAUCUGGUCAGUAGAAUGUCACCCCACAGAAACAGACUUGUUUUUGUCUUGUUCACAGGAUGGUCAAGUACUAUUGUGGGACUGCAGAAAUCCCAGACCAGCCAGUAUUGUAGAAAUCCCCCAGCUCGAGGGGUCUCCGACGUGUGUGUCGUGGCAGCCCGGCACCCAGCACGUCGCGGCUGUCAGCAGCGACCUCGGACAGGUGAUCGUCAACGACAUCCGGAUGAACAAAGAAACGGCCACCGUCUUCUCACCCCAUUCGAGAUUUGUAUAUAAAACAGAGUUCUGUCCAGGGAAACCUAAUUUACUAGCAUCAGUUGGUGAAGACUGCAGGACGGUGGUGACUGAUCUCCAGAAUGACUCGGUCUGUCAAGUCUACAGUGAAGUGUGUCACUCUGAUUUUGUUCACGGUUUGACGUGGUUUGGUAGCGACAGUCUGUACACAUGUGGCUGGGACUCUCAGAUCAAACUACACAGCCUGAACGGCGUCCCGGCCUCGGACCGAGUCAAACAGGAGCCGGUCGUGAUGGCGGUCAAUGGGGAUUUAACCAAGGAGCAGUGUGACAUGGUGACUGACUCGAAACCCAACUACAGCCAGGUGGUUCAGGGCUGUCAGGAAGUGACGUCGCAGAGAUAAUUGUCGACCUGUGGCGAGCAGUGUGAUUGAUUUGUUGGUAACAACAGGUGUCCAAUUUGGUUCCUGUAGGAAUCUCCUCACUUUGAUGUUCCCAGAUAGCUUGGCACGGUGGAAGCAGACUUCGGCUUCUACUUCCCUUGUCUGCAAAGUGGAGUUGCAGUACAGUCCAGGAACAAAUUGAUGAGGCUUUAUAAUGCACAUGAGUGGUUCAUAAUGAACUACUCGUAAAGUACUGUGGAAAAUGGAAGUGUUCCACCAUCAUACAGUAACCAUCAUGACAGUGUGUUUAUUGAAGGAGGUUGCCACAUAUUUAAAACUAGGAUUCAUUUUCAAUACGUACAGUGAAACCUUCAAAACCGAACACAUAGUAAACUGGAUUUUUUUUAACCCAUCUAAAAUUUACCUUUCUUAAUUGGAAAUCCCUUUAAAUUGAACACGGGAUGAGUGAUCAAGUCCCAAUGUGUUUAAUUAAUGUAAAUUGUACCCCAGGGGCCUAAUUCACAAAACUGGCUAAGGUGACGUAACAUUCUCUUUGCAAGUCUCUUUGCAUGCCACUGAGAAAUCACAAAGUUGAGAUGUUGAAUUAAGACCCUGAUACUCCGACCAGUAUCAAUCAUAGAAGCUCUAAUUGUAGAAAUCACUGUGGUUGAUUACGUCAUUAUGUGUAUGCUCAAGUUCAAUGUUGGUUAGUUCGUACCCUACUGACAAAUAAUUAAGCAAUUAAAAGUUUUAUUAGCAGCUUUGAUGUUUAAAUGACUAUAGUGAGCAUGUGCACUGUGUGUAUUCAGUACUUGUAUUAUCCGAGUUAAGAAUCAUUGCAGUCCCUUCACACACAGGAUUUACCGUUAUGACCGACAAGCAACCAUGAAUUUAAUUCAAUGUGCUUCUAUUGUUUGAAUUGACUUUUCUUUCUGCAAGUGUAUUUUACAAAACAAAGAUUAAGCAACAGUACAAUUAUUUGACUACUGGGUAGACAAUACCUUACUUUCCAUUUUAUUUUGAAAUAUAAUGAGUGAAUGUUAAUGACACUGCAGCACAAAAAAUUGAAAUAUAAUAAUUGCACCAUUUUAUCCAGCUUCGAGUGACAGCUUAGUCACCGUUUUAGUACAAUACAGAACAAAAUCGUUUAGCAAAAAAUAAAAACGUUCUGUAAACCGGAUAAGUCAAAAUUUUCUCUUGAUCCUAUGGGUGUCCGGUUUCGAGGUUUUCACUGUAUAAUUGAGUCUUUGUAAGUUUCUGUGAGAGAAUUCUGUUUUGAACAGUGUCCACAAAUGUAAUAAUGUUAAAUUUGAUAAAAAAAAUGUAUACAGAAGCUGCAUAAUCCAUAAAAAAUUAUUGUACAUUUCCUCCUGUGAUUUAAUAAAAUGAAGUCCAUUGGAAUGAACAGUUUUGCAACCUUGGGCAUUAUUGAACAGAAGAUGAUGUCUCAAAAAGCUGAUCAUGUCUCGUAUGCCGGGCAUUAGUACAGGCCAGUUGAAAUAAUCACAUAUCAGUAUAUUAUCCUGUUGGAAAACAAUGGUUCUGAUAUUUAAAUAUAUUAUUUAAGCAGCGUUCUCAUGAUGCAAUUAGUCGCACCGACUUGUCGCAUGCGAUUUGUUGUAGCGACUCAAAUCGUGUGUGUGGGAAGACGUCCAAGCUCGUCGGUUUAAAAAUAUUUUGCGGGAAAUGUAAGUGCCUACAAAUUUCCACUGAAAUAAAGCAAACAUGAAUGUAGACAAUUUACUGAUGGCAUUAUGUAACAAAACAAUUAUUGACCACAUCUUGACAGCAAUAGGUUUUAUGGACUUAUGAAAUCUGGACAUUUUGACAUGUUUAUAAGCAAGUGAAAAACAUGAAGUGACAAAACUAAACAGUUGUACUUUAAUGUGAUUUGAUUGGCUGAGAACUUGCGAUUUGUUGUGAGAAAUAGAACAUAUUCAAAUCGCUACGAUUCAGACACGGUUUUUCGUAUAAGACUAAAGUCGUUCUGAUUUGGGUGUUUUCACGGUACGAUUCCAUCACAUGCGACAAGUCGGUAUGACUAAUCGCAUCAUGAGAACGCCCCUUUAUGAACACAAGAAUGCUUCUUCCAGAAGUAAUGCCCACCAGGAAAUGUUAAUUGUAACUCAUGUUACUAGUAUUCUUAAAUUAUUCUAUUCACACAGUCAUUUUGUAAAUUUAACAGAAAAUUUACCCAAAUCAACAUCAUCAAUGGCUAUUAUAUUUAAAUAUCUAUUGAAAAUAUUGACAACAGUUUGACUAAAUUUAGGAAAAAGCAAACUAAUUAUUUGAGUGGCUGUCAGAGUAAAUGUUGGACACAAAUCACCAAAAUGUGUGUGGACCAACACACUAACAAUGACAAUCGAUUAGUAGAUGAAAGCUCCUUUUUAUUAUUAUACGAAACGACCACAUGUGCUGCCUUGUUUCAUGGUCUGCCUGCACAGACUAUCCAUUUGUUCACUGUACAUUUCAUAGAUCAUAUACUGAAAUAAAGACCAUCAUUACCUCAGAUUAAAUUAACAAACUAGUGAAGCAAGGUUGUCUCUGUGUACAGGACUAUGUACGUUGGACAGCAUUCCUCUAAAGCUGAAUGUUUUGUAGUGUUAAUAUACAUUUCUAAUGAAAAGUUGCACUUUACAGUGAACCAUUGUCUUAAAUAUAUAGUUCAUAUUCAUGUUAACACUUUAAUUUAUGUUUUGUCUAUAGGCCUUAUCAAAAUUACUAAUUUAUUCACAACUAAAUUUCCAUCCGAUUUUUAAUUUUGAUAAAGUUCGGCACUUGAAAUGAUAUCUAAAGUGUUAACAUGAUAUUGAUUUUAUAAUCCCAGUGGAUAUUGUUUUCAGCAUGCUGUGUAGUUUUCAAGCCACAAGCGGACUUGCCAGUCCUGUUUAUUAUUCAUAUGGUUGAAACUAAAGUGCUAUAAAUAUUGUGAUGAACAAUGCAGUAAACACUUCCCGCACAGCUGUCGCAUGAAUCAUACAUACACGUACCCUUGAAAUAAUGUAAUCACUUUUUGUAUGUUAUGCGGGAUAAAGGCAAUGUUUAUUAUUAGCACAUCAAUGUUUUGAAACGUGUAACCAUUGUUCAUGGAGCAUUUUGGGUUCCAUUCAUUCAUAAGUACACCAUCGCACAUGACCAUUUAAACUGCUACAAACUUAGAGGGCCAAUCCUAUUAAUGCGGUAGAGUUCAAAUAAUGCAUGUUUUAAUGGAAAUUAAAAUUUGAACGGCAUGCUCUCACUCCAGCCCUUGUAGCUCUAAGCAAAUUGUUAGGUCAGUUAUGAUAAAAUAACAAGAUUUGAAGGAUAAUGGUGUACAUUUUUGUGGCAUUAAAUAUUGAAAUUUAAAUGAUAAUUUUUGUAAAAAUAAAUAAAUGGACAUUCUACAACAAA
Messenger RNA from Gigantopelta aegis, 4521 nucleotides. Its product is annotated as methylosome protein 50-like. Bases 67 to 1152 code for a protein of 361 amino acids. Gene Ontology annotation, molecular function: protein binding. Lineage: Eukaryota; Metazoa; Mollusca; Gastropoda; Neomphalida; Peltospiridae. The record is from RefSeq and is a predicted model, not a curated record. Gene Ontology annotation, cellular component: methylosome. Gene Ontology annotation, biological process: oocyte axis specification. The transcript has 9 exons.